This is a messenger RNA of Candidula unifasciata, 678 nucleotides long. The record is from the annotation of a GenBank genome assembly. Lineage: Eukaryota; Metazoa; Mollusca; Gastropoda; Stylommatophora; Geomitridae.
AUGUACUCAGCUCAGUUGCACAAUGCACUCAGCUCAGUUGCACAAUUCACUCAGCUCAGUUGCACAAUUCACUCAGCUCAGUUGCACAGUGUACUCAGCUCAGUUGCACAGUGUACUCAGCUCAGUUGCACAGUGUACUCAGCUCAGUUGCACAGUGUACUCAGCUCAGUUGCACAGUGUACUCAGCUCAGUUGCACAGUGCACUCAGCUCAGUUGCACAAUGCACUCAGCUCAGUUGCACAGUGCACUCAGCUCAGUUGCACAGUGCACUCAGCUCAGUUGCACAGUGCACUCAGCUCAGUUGCACAGUGUACUCAGCUCAGUUGCACAGUGUACUCAGCUCAGUUGCACAAUGCACUCAGCUCAGUUGCACAGUGCACUCAGCUCAGUUGCACAGUGCACUCAGCUCAGUUGCACAGUGUACUCAGCUCAGUUGCACAAUGCACUCAGCUCAGUUGCACAGUGCACUCAGCUCAGUUGCACAGUGCACUCAGCUCAGUUGCACAGUGCACUCAGCUCAGUUGCACAGUGUACUCAGCUCAGUUGCACAGUGUACUCAGCUCAGUUUCACAGUGUACUCAGCUCAGUUGCACAAUGCACUCAGUUCAGUUGCACAGUGUACUCAGCUCGGUUGCACAGUGUACUCAGCUCAGUUUCACAGGGCACUCAGCUCAGUAG